AUGGAGGAAAUAAUUAAGAAACAGCUUCCGUUGCUGAUGAGGAUUGUGUCUUCGUCAGUGGCAGUAUCAUACAGAGCCGCAAAUAUUGCUAAAAUUCUGUCGAAAGGUGAUUUAGGAAUUGUUGAAAAGGGUGGUAAAAAUGACCUACAGACAGAGGCAGAUAGAUCAGCACAGAGAUGUAUUGUAGCUUCAUUACACAAACAAUUCCCUAAAAUUGCUAUAUAUGGUGAAGAGGAAUUAGCUCCAACAACCAAAAUUCCAGACAACUUUUUUGAGCUAGGAUUUGAUGAAGAAGUACUGAAACAUGAAUGUCCGAAGAAUUUACAAAAUAUCAAAAAUGAAGAUAUAGUUAUUUGGGUAGACCCAUUAGAUGGAACUAAAGAAUUUACAGAGGGUUUCCUGGAUCAUGUGACAGUUUUGAUAGGUAUUGCUAUACGUGGUGUGGCAACUGCUGGCAUAAUUAACCAACCCUUCCAUAACUAUGAAGAAUUACCUAAAUAUGGCAAAUCUAGGUGUAUCUGGGGAAUACUUGGUCUAGGAUCAUUUGGUUUUGAACGUAAUGAGAAUUUAGAAGGUAGAAUAAUAACAACAACUAGAUCUCAUUCGGACUACACAAUUACAAAGACUGUGCAGGCUUGCGAUCCCACAGAGGUACUCAGAGUGGGCGGGGCCGGGCAUAAGGUAUUGUUAUUGAUAGAGAAGAAAGCACAUGCUUAUGUUUUUGCCAGUAUCCACUGUAAGAAAUGGGAUACUUGUGCACCAGAAGCCAUUCUACAUUCAUUAGGUGGUAAAUUAACAGAUUUACACGGAAAACCUAUACCAUACCAUGCUAAUGUUGUUCACAAAAACACAGGAGGUGUGUUAGCCACUGUAGAGAAUCAUGAUUGGUAUGUUAAUAGAAUAAAGGAAAAUGUAGACCCAGAGACACUCGCAAAGUUUGAGUCAGUGAAACCUGCCCCGCCUACACUUGAGACCACCCUGUCACAACAGCGACUGAAUGUAAAUCCCGGAGAUAAAGAUAAAGGCAAUUCUGAUCAGUCUCAGGAGCGCCACUGAUCUGCUUCGCUAGUACGAGACAUAUUCAUGGCCUACAGGAUCAUCACCGCCAUUAUAUAGUCAUCUUUAUAAUUUAUCAUAUAAGUUCAAGAGAUAGUCAUUAUUAUAUUAUUGUAAUCUGUAACAACUCAACCUCUCUGGUUCAAGUUAUAUAACUUUUUCAUCAAAAAGCAAUAGAAAAUGGAAGUUUAGUACAUGUAUUAUAUUAUUUAUGUAAAUCAAUGUAAAAGGGUAUGUUAUAAUAAGUUGGAAUCAUGUUAAAAAUUAUAUUCAUAGUUUAAACUCUAAAGCGACUUGAGUUUUAAAGAUAAUUUUUUUUAUAUAAGUUAUUCAUCGCAUUAUUAUAUCGAAGGUUGACCGCAAAACUACAGUAACUUAUAUGAAAUACAGAAGGACUUACAACUGUACUGCAUUCAACCCUCAAUAUGUAUUGUAUGUAACAUUGAUCAGAAAGGUUGUGCUAAUACAGAUUUUUAUUAAACUAUUGCUGUUUAUAUGCUCAAACAAACCUCUAUAGUAAUAAUUUAACAGUGCAAAUAUUGUUCAGUACAUUUCUGUAUGAGUUUCACAGAAUGUGAUGUGUGUUCUCACAGCAAUAAAUAUGUUUCAGUGUUUCUAAUAACCUUCUGAGCACUAAGUAUGUUAGUGUUUAACUCUUCAGUAUAGAGUGACAUUCCUGCAUGUCCUAUUCUAUUUAUACUUCUGUUUUAGUGUUUUAUUUUUAUAGAUACAUGUAUAUUAAACUAAAAUUGGCUCAUAAAGUGAUAAGUUGCUACCAGUCCUUAGGUCCUAUUCAGUGGAUUUUUAUAAGGGAACUCAACUGGGUUUUUUGAUAUGACAGGAUUGGAAAUAAUUUUUCUUGAUAAAUGUUCCGUUUAAUAUAGGUGUAGAACAAUAUUUUUUUUGCAAAAUUUUAGAUUAUUUGCUCACUCCAUUUUUUUUUCCAGAAUAAUCAUUCUAAUUGUAAAAAAUGACACAAAAUUAAAAAAUGUUGCAAUGCUUUUCUCUCAAAUCAGGCUUAGGAUAGGACUAAAAUUUGAUAUUCUUUUUUUUUUACAUAGUAUAUUUUUAAAAUUCUUUUGUAUAUCUUUCUGUUUUAUGUGCCCAAGCUGAUUUAUGUAAGAAUUCAACUUUCAUGUUAGUAGGGUUUUGAAACUCUGUGGAGUUCCUUUAAGGAUGGUCUAAAUCUUGUGUUAACUUGAGGCUAAAAUAUUUUCUAUAAACAAGAGUGACACUAAACUGUCAUAAGAUACAUUCCUCACCCUCCUCCCUUGAUGACAAUCUAAUGCACAUUGUUUUACACCCUAAGUCACCUAAGUAACAAAGUGAAUAUGCAAAUGUUGAACUUCCAGAUUCAUAGUGCCAUAUUUCAAUGAAAAGCAUUUGCCGAAAAUUAAGUCAUAUUUUGAAAUGCAAUGUCUGUAAUAUACUAUGAUGAAUUUCAAUAAAGUUUAAACCAUUGUAAGAAAACCUGCAUUUCAAUGCUAAUGUUUUCUUGUGGAUUUACAAUUUAAAUAGGGAAUUAAAAAAGAAUUUAAGUUGACAAGGAAGCUGGAAACAAAUAAUUUAAGAUAUUGCAUCUCAGUAUCAUUAAUUUAUUAUGAAGUUUGAAAAUUACUUCUAAUGGGAGCAUACAAUUUCUGUUCAUGAAUUCUUAAGUGAUUUUUAUUAUGGAUUGAAAAAUUUCAUGUAGAAGAAAUAAAGAAAAUGUAAAGUACAACUAGAAAUGUUAUGUAGCUUACCAUAGGCUCUUGUUAUUUACAUAGACCUUCAAGGAGAUAUUUACUAGUAUGGCAAUUUUUUUUUCUUUUACAUGAGUUCUGUAUAACGGAAGACAUCAUUUUUAAUGCAUAAUUUUGUUUGCUAAUCAAAAUUGCAAACCAAUGAGAGAUUAGUAUUUUAAAACUUGCCGAAAUAUUAUCAUAAAAAAAAGUUAUAUAAUUAUAUCAAAAC
Molecule: messenger RNA, 3009 nt
Organism: Ruditapes philippinarum (Manila clam)
Lineage: Eukaryota; Metazoa; Mollusca; Bivalvia; Venerida; Veneridae
Product: 3'(2'),5'-bisphosphate nucleotidase 1-like
Biological process (GO): phosphatidylinositol phosphate biosynthetic process
Molecular function (GO): 3'(2'),5'-bisphosphate nucleotidase activity
Source: RefSeq, a predicted model, not a curated record